UUGCAGCAAGUUGCGACGCGCCAACAGAGUCAGAGAGGAGAGUUUGAGUUCCGGCGUUCCACUUGACGUCUUCACCUCACCACGUACGCGCGCGCGCAUGGCCGCGACGGCAUGCGCCUACGGCUACGACGGCGGCCUGGUGCCGCCGGCGCCGGCGCAGGCGAUGGGCCCGUUCGACGACGGCGGCCACCACCGUCCCUUCAUCCACGACCACUAUCCCAUCAUCCACGGCCUCGUCAUGCCUCCACCUCCUCCUCCUCCUCCGCCGCCGCCUCCUUCUUUCCAUCUCCAUUCGGGCCACGCCAGCUCCAAGGCGGCAGCGUCUCGCCACCCCGGCCUCUGCACCGAGGGCCUCGGCUCGGAGAGCUCCGAGAGCUCGGGCGACCUCGACCUCGGCGACAUCGUGGCCGACGACGACAUUCAAGACUGCAAGCAGGACGACCAGGAGCUAGGGACGCUGAUGCCGGCGAGGAAAAGGGUGUUCCCGCCGCCGAUAUCGGUGAUCGGCGCGGCCGGGAAGCCGUGGCAGUACCUGAGGGCGCAGCGCGGGGGCGGCCGGCUGGUGCUGCGGGAGGUGAGGAUACCGUCGCGGGAGCUGCUCCACGCCUGCCGGGAGGACGGCCGCCUCAAGCUCCACUUUGCACACCCGGAGCCGGAGCCGGAGCCAGAGGAAGAAAACAACACCAUCUAGCUGAUGGUGAUCAGGAGGAGGAAUGCAACAAACCAGCAGACUGCAAUAUGACAGUCAAAAGAGAAGAGCCAACAGAACAUAACAGGGUUUUGGUUUUCUCGGUUUAAUAAGUAUGAGUUAUUAUAUCGUCAAAGAGUUCUAAGAGUGCCAUGGCCAUGGCAGUGUCCUUCCAAAGAGAUGUAAAUAUUGCAACAAAAUUGGUCA
Messenger RNA from Triticum urartu, 895 nucleotides. RefSeq lists its product as uncharacterized. The record is from RefSeq and is a predicted model, not a curated record. Lineage: Eukaryota; Viridiplantae; Streptophyta; Magnoliopsida; Poales; Poaceae.